This is a messenger RNA of Penaeus monodon (black tiger shrimp), 764 nucleotides long. Its product is annotated as FACT complex subunit Ssrp1-like. The record is from RefSeq and is a predicted model, not a curated record. The transcript has 6 exons. Lineage: Eukaryota; Metazoa; Arthropoda; Malacostraca; Decapoda; Penaeidae. Gene Ontology annotation, molecular function: transcription cis-regulatory region binding. Bases 1 to 696 code for a protein of 231 amino acids.
AUGCCUGAGCAACUGGAGCAGAAAGAAAUGGGUGGCAGGAAAGAUGACUUCGAUGACAGCGAUGCAGAUGAGAAUGAUCCCUACAUGCGACGUGUUCGUGAAGAGGCUAAGGAACGUGAUGACGACGACGAUGAGGGAUCCAGUGAGGAUGAGGACUUCGCACCAGGAGAGGAAGGAAGUGAUGUGGCAGAGGAGUAUGACAGCUAUGCUGGAGACAGCAGUGAUGACUCAGAUAAACCUAAGCGAAAACAGUGUCAGAGAAACCACGCAAGAAACGACAGAAGAAGGAAAAGGACGAAAACAACCAAAACGAGCCCAGUCGCUUACUUCAUCUGGCUGAAUGAACACCGAGAGCAGAUCAAGAAGGAGAACCCAGGCAUCUCAAUCACCGAACUUUCUAAACUGGCAGGGCAGAAGUGGAGGGAGCUCAAGGACAGGAAGGAAUGGGAAGAGAAAGCAGCAGAAGCCAAAAAGGAAUAUGAGGCAGCCAUGAAGGAGUACAAGGCAUCUGGGGGAGGAGCGCCCGCAGCCAAGUCCAAGAAGGCUAGCAGUUCACCCAAGAAAUCGGUGUCAGUCUCGCCAACCAAGGCUGGCUCUGGUGGUGGAUUCAAGUCUAAGGAGUAUAUCGACGAUGAGUCCAGUGAGGAGGAGAGUGGUAGUGAUAAGCCACCUAAAAAGAAGUCAAGAAGGAAGUGAAGUCCAAGAAAAAGCAGGAAUCAGAGGACGAAGGGACGAAGAGGGAAAAAGGGAGGAAGAAGAGGAAA